Molecule: messenger RNA, 618 nt
Organism: Fonsecaea pedrosoi CBS 271.37
Lineage: Eukaryota; Fungi; Ascomycota; Eurotiomycetes; Chaetothyriales; Herpotrichiellaceae
Exons: 3
Coding region: 1-618 (205 amino acids)
Biological process (GO): ribosomal large subunit assembly; cytoplasmic translation
Cellular component (GO): cytosolic large ribosomal subunit; ribosome
Molecular function (GO): RNA binding; structural constituent of ribosome
Source: RefSeq, a predicted model, not a curated record
AUGUCUUCUACGGAGGCCAACCAAGCCGUCGUCAAGAAGUUCGGCUCCGGCGAGCGGUCUGUGCCCCAUCACUCCCAGAAGGCCAGAAAGUGGUAUCCCGCCUACGACGAGCCUCAACGCAAGAAGGCCCGCAAGACGCUUCACCCAGCCAAACCUCGAGCAUCGCUACAACCUGGCGCUGUCCUGAUCCUCCUCGCCGGUCGAUUCCGCGGCAAGCGAGUCAUUCUCCUCAAGAACCUCAAGGAAGGCGCACUCCUGGUCACCGGCCCUUUCAAGAUCAAUGGCGUGCCUCUCCGACGAGUGAACUCCAGAUACGUCAUUGCCACAUCCACAAAGGUCGACAUCAGCGGACUGGAUCAGUCAACGCUGGAUAAGAUCGCCAGCCCAGAGUACUUCGCGCGGGAAAAGAAGAGCCGGAAGCAGAAGGGCGAGGAGGCUUUCUUGAAGCAGGGCGAGAAGCCUGAGAAGAAGGCUCCGGCAUCCCAACGUGCUGCCGACCAGAAGGCCGUUGACAAGCCCAUACUGUCCGCCAUCAAGAACGAAGAGUUCCUCGCGAGCUACCUCAAGUCCAGCUUCAGCCUGAGACACGGCCAGAAGCCCCACGAAAUGGCCUUCUGA